Messenger RNA from Aricia agestis (brown argus), 916 nucleotides. RefSeq names its product enkurin. Bases 108 to 869 code for a protein of 253 amino acids. Lineage: Eukaryota; Metazoa; Arthropoda; Insecta; Lepidoptera; Lycaenidae. Gene Ontology annotation, cellular component: acrosomal vesicle. The transcript is spliced from 4 exons. The record is from RefSeq and is a predicted model, not a curated record. Gene Ontology annotation, molecular function: calmodulin binding.
UAUGGGUCAGUCAAGGGGGCAGUCUCGAUAUUAUCUACUCAAAUAUUAAUUUUAUUUUAUGCACUAUAAAGUUUUAAGUUAAAUAUUUGAUUUAAAAAACCCUUAUAAUGUCGAUUGUUCAUAUCAUUGACCACAAUGAGGUAAUUUACCAUAUACUUGAUGAGCCUCCGCCAGAUCCGCCAAAAACACCAAGAUAUGAAUCUCAGUUGGAGAAAGAAUUAAAGCAAACUAAAAGGCCGCUAACGAGACGAACUUUUGGCUACGCGGAGACUCCACUCAAGCCUCCUGAACGAUUUUUGAAGAAAGGGGAAGGUUUACACCCAGUAAAGCAGCCGCUACACAAAUGUGAACCAACGAAGCACCUUCCACCGGUUCCGAAACGACCACCACCUGACAAGAAAUCUGAGAAACCAGCCGUUAAUUUUAAAGUUGUUAAUAUAAAAAAAACAAUAAAGGCUAAACCAAAACCAGUAGAGCCAAGACUAGUAGACACUAGAGAUGGUCACAUAAAAAAACUGAAAGGGUCAGGAGAAAUACCAGAAUAUUGCCUGCGAAAAGAUUUUGGCCAGAUGCCCACAUAUUUGGUGAAACGAAAUAAGAAAAUUCAGAAAAAGUUGGAUAAAAUUAGGUAUGAAAAGGAACAUAAGGAAAGUCUUUGCAAGCUUAUUAGUGAGCAAGAACGACAGGCUCUUCUCGAAGACCUCAAAAUAAAUUGGCAACGAAUGCAGAAAGCGUUCCUACAACUGCCAAUGCUCACGGAUACAAUACCGAAAAUUAUGAAGAAAACAAAAAUGGAGCAAGAGCUACGGCAGCUAGAGAAAGACAUCGCUUUGAUCGAAUCUAAUCCAUACAUUUAUUUGUAUGAAUGAUGAAACAGCAAUCUUUAUGAAAAACCAAUAAAAGAUAUUCAAACGAA